Messenger RNA from Camelina sativa (false flax), 2430 nucleotides. Its product is annotated as endoglucanase 19-like. The record is from RefSeq and is a predicted model, not a curated record. Gene Ontology annotation, molecular function: carbohydrate binding; hydrolase activity, hydrolyzing O-glycosyl compounds. Lineage: Eukaryota; Viridiplantae; Streptophyta; Magnoliopsida; Brassicales; Brassicaceae. Gene Ontology annotation, biological process: carbohydrate metabolic process.
AAAAAAAAACAUUAAAUCUCUGCCGUUUUCUCUCCUCCUGGUACCUUCCUUCACUUUCUUCCAUAUAAACCUCACUUUUUCUCAACUUCAUUCACCAAACCAUAGCUCUAUCUCCUUCUCACUCUAUUUACGAAGGAUCAAAGUCUCAAGCUUUUGAUGGAGAAACCCAUAUAUUAAAAUUUAACAAAGUCCGAGAAGGACCAACUACUAAUCUUUUGAGUCUAGUUGUUUGAUAAGAAUCCAACUUGCUUCUUUUUUUUUCAUAAUUUUUCACAAAAAGACAUAUAUUAAUAUAUUACUAAUGGGUUCUACUAUCACCAUUUCGAUCCUUGUUCUUGUUCUUCUUCUUGGGUUGGUUCAGCUUGCAGUUUCAGGACACGACUAUAAACAAGCUCUGAGCAAAAGCAUUCUAUUCUUUGAAGCUCAGAGGUCAGGACACCUUCCUCCCAACCAGAGAGUUUCAUGGCGAUCUCACUCCGGUCUUUACGACGGCAAAUCAAGCGGCGUGGAUCUAGUUGGAGGAUACUAUGACGCCGGAGACAAUGUGAAGUUCGGGCUUCCGAUGGCAUUCACGGUUACCACAAUGUGUUGGAGCAUCAUAGAAUACGGUGGCCAGCUAGAAUCUAACGGCGAACUUGGCCAUGCCCUUGACGCCGUUAAGUGGGGAACUGAUUAUUUCAUUAAAGCCCACCCUGAACCUAACGUCCUCUAUGGAGAGGUGGGAGAUGGUAAAUCGGACCAUUAUUGUUGGCAAAGGCCAGAGGAAAUGACCACUGAUCGUAAGGCUUACAAGAUUGAUAGGAACAAUCCUGGUUCGGAUCUUGCCGGAGAAACAGCUGCCGCAAUGGCUGCCGCUUCCAUAGUUUUUCGCCGCUCUAAUCCAGCAUACUCAGCCGAGCUAAUUUGUCACGCCCGUCAGCUAUUUGAAUUUGCGGACAAAUACAGAGGCAAAUACGACAGCAGCAUUACCGUGGCACAAAAAUACUACCGAUCAGUCAGCGGUUACAAUGAUGAGUUACUCUGGGCUGCUGCGUGGCUAUACCAAGCAACCAAUGAUAAAUAUUAUGUAGAUUACCUCGGCAAAAACGGCGACUCGAUGGGCGGUACGGGCUGGUCGAUAACGGAAUUCAGUUGGGACGUUAAGUAUGCGGGCGUUCAAACCCUUGUCGCCAAGGUUUUGAUGCAAGGGAAAGCAGGAGAACACACUGCCGUCUUCGAGAGGUACCAAGAGAAAGCAGAACAAUAUAUGUGUUCGUUGUUAGGUAAAGGCACCAAAAACAUAAAGAAAACUCCCGGCGGUUUGAUUUUCCGGCAAAGCUGGAACAAUAUGCAGUUUGUCACGAGCGCUUCUUUCUUAUCCGCCGUGUACUCCGACUAUCUCUCCUCCUCCAAAAGAGAUCUACGUUGUUCUCAAGGAAACAUUUCUCCAUCCAAACUCCUUGAUUUUUCUAAGUCACAGGUGGAUUACAUCCUCGGAGACAACCCAAGAGCGACGAGUUACAUGGUUGGAUAUGGAGUGAACUAUCCACGACAAGUUCAUCACCGUGGUUCGUCGAUUGUCUCCUUCAAUGUUGAUAAAAAGUUUGUGACUUGCCGUGGUGGUUACGCCACGUGGUAUAGUCGAAAAGGAAGCGAUCCAAAUGUUUUGACCGGAGCUAUAGUGGGUGGACCCGAUGCCUACGAUAACUUCGCUGACCAACGGGACAAUUACGAGCAAACCGAACCAGCAACUUACAACAAUGCACCUCUUCUUGGUGUACUAGCCCGGUUAAUUUCCGGUCCAAGGGGAUCUGACCAGCUGCUCCCCGGUGGUAGUCCAACUCCAAGUCCGGUUGUCAUAAAACCAGCACCGUUACCAAAAAAGAAACCCACAACACCUCCUGCAGCUUCAUCUCCUAGUCCAAUUACCAUAUCGCAGAAGAUGACAAACUCAUGGAAGGACGAAGGAAAGGUUUACUAUCGAUAUUCAACGAGGUUAACCAAUAGAUCUACAAAAACAUUGACAAAUUUGAAGAUAUCAUUCACCAAACUCUAUGGUCCAAUAUGGGGUGUAACCAAAACCGGUAACUCGUAUGGUUUCCCUUCAUGGAUCCAAUCGUUACCGGCAGGCAAAAGCAUGGAGUUUGUCUAUAUCCACUCAGCUCCACAGGCAAAUGUCUUGGUUUCUAACUAUUCUUUGGAAUGAGUAGAAGAGUUUUGGUGUGUGAGACCGGUUUACUUGCUUGUAAACUUGUUCAGCUGCUUUUGAAAAUAUUCGGGUUAGUUUUACCGAUCGGUUAGGAUUUUGGGAGGAUGAGAAAGACGAAUUCUCUAGUUUGUACUUUGUACACAUAGAGAGAGUUUUGAGACUGUAAAACUAGGCAUAAUUCUGUUUCUUGUAAUUCAAAAGCUUUUUCUCCUUUUUUAGUUUAUAUAUUUAAAUUUCUUCAA